AGUGACAGCCCAAUCGGCAUUUGGGUUGUUGCUUUGCGGCGCUUUCCGCGGGGAACUGUGAGGGGUGGGGGAAACUUUGAAAGUUGGAUGCUACAGACCCGGGUUCUUUUUCUGCUGCAUCUGAAAACAUGGGUAGCAAGAAGCUCAGAAGAGUGGGCUUAUCACAAGAGCUGUGUGACCGUCUGAACAGACAUCAAAUUGUUACCUGUCAGGACUUUUUAUGUCUUUCCCCACUGGAACUUAUGAAGAUGACUGGCCUUAGUUAUCGAGGUGUCCAUGAACUUCUGUGUAUGGUCAGUAGAGCCUGUGCCCCACAGAUGCAAACGGCUUAUGGGUUAAAGAUGCAAACAUCUGCCUCUGUCUCACCAGUGUUCUUAGCUACAACUCUUUCUGCAUUGGAUGAAGCCCUGCAUGGUGGAGUGGCUUGUGGAUCCCUCACAGAGAUUACAGGCCCACCAGGUUGUGGAAAAACUCAGUUUUGUAUGAUGAUGAGCAUUUUGGCCACAUUACCCACCAACAUGGGAGGAUUAGAAGGAGGUGUUGUAUACAUCGACACAGAGUCAGCAUUUAGUGCUGAAAGACUGGUUGAAAUAGCAGAAUCUCGUUUUCCCAGAUAUUUUAACACUGAAGAAAAAUUACUUUUGACAAGCAGUAAGGUUCAUCUUUAUCGGGAACUCAGCUGCGAUGAAGUUCUACAAAGAAUUGAAUCUUUGGAAGAAGAAAUUAUUUCAAAGAGAGUUAAACUUGUAAUUAUUGACUCUGUUGCUUCCGUGGUAAGAAAGGAGUUUGAUGCACAACUUCAGGGCAACAUGAGAGAAAGAAAUAAGUUCUUGGCCAGAGAAGCUGCCACCUUGAAGUAUUUGGCUGAGGAAUUUUCAAUCCCGAUCUUUUUCCUGAAUAAGAAAAAGUUCUACACACAUAUAUUUCAAGUUAUCUUGACGAAUCAAAUUACAACGCAUCUAAGUGGAGCCCUAGCUUCCCAGGCAGACCUGGUGUCUCCAGCUGAUGAUUUGUCCCUGUCUGAAGGCCCUUCUGGAUCCAGCUGUGUGACGGCUGCCCUAGGAAACACCUGGAGUCACAGUGUGAACACCCGGCUGAUUUUCCAGUACCUUGGUUCAGAGAGAAGACAGAUUCUCAUUGCCAAGUCCCCUCUGGCUCCCUUCACCUCAUUUGCUUAUACCAUCCAGAAGGAAGGCCUGGUUCUUCAAGCUUCAAUAGAAUCUGGAGAAUCACUAUAUUUUCAACCACACAGCCACUGGUAAGGCCAAAACCUCCGUGUAUUUAUAUGUUGUUUUAUGGUUUACAAAACAAGUGCAUAAUUCCCAUUUUGUAGAUGAGGAAACUGGGGCAUGUUAAAUAACUUACCCAAAGAAUGAUAUAGCUGGGACUUUGACCCUGGUGUUCUGAUUCCAACCUAGACUCUUUCAUUACACCAGGCAGCUCCUUAAGUAGUUACAACAAAAUAGCACAGUGCAAAAUUAGUUCAAAGAAGAAACUGAUCCCAUCUGAAAUCCCAAAGAGAACUUGGGACAUUGUAUGUGAGAAUUUCAAUGGUAGUUUGUAGAGUUGGCCCAAUAGAAAUAUAGACGUCUUGCCAACUUUGCACAAGAUACAUAAAUCUCACAAUCAAUUUAACUACCUUCAUUUAUCUUGGAAACACAAAAAUUUAGACUAUAACUUGGCUUGAAUGAAGAGAUUCACACCAAGCCUGCAAUUCUGCUGCUCUUGUAAAGUGUUUCACGAACCCCAGUGUGAAGACCUUACUAUUUUGUUUGACUGUGAAGGUAGUCUGUACAUACUGGCCACUAGUGGAAGGUUAAUACUGACUCAGAAGCAAGAGGACCACUGACUGAAUCACCACCACUUACUAUAGUCCUCUGCUCUGUAUUCCUUGGAAACUUCUUGCCUCAGUUUGGGCUUGACCCAACCCACUUAGAGGGAGAGAGAGCAAUUUUACAGCCCUGCAUGGAAUGACUCCAAGCCAAUCGUAUCUAUUUCCAAAUGAUCUGACGCAGCAAGUGGAUCAUAUUUCCUUUGGAGGCUUGGCUGAGGACAGUUGGGUUGGUGACAUUGAGCCAGAGUGAAUAAAAUAAGGCUGUGAAGAAAAAUCUGAAAUGGUCUCUAAGGAGAUAGGACUAAUGAAAUGCUCAGGUCAGGAGUGAGGUACUUUCUGGAGAGAUUGAAAAAAAAAAAAAAAGAAAGAAAGGAGGACAAGGUGACCAUGUGUGAAAUUCAAACGAAUCAACGGUGAUUUGAGAAAGCCAGGCAGAUUGGCACAUGCCCAGUACCUUUCUGAGAGCAGGCACUAAGCCUAAAAUAAUUCACAAAAUCUACCUCUCAUUUUUAUUCUUACCUUUAUUUAGAUUUUUUUAUUGAAAAUUUUUAUGGUUGGUUCCCUGUCCACUUUCUCCCUAUCCUGCCAAAUGUAUUUGCCAAAGACCAACAGACCCCUAUGUUCAAUUAUUCUGGCCUUAGGGGAUAAUGUUUAAGGAGUUCCAAGAACAGGAUGUGGGAAC
Messenger RNA from Neofelis nebulosa (Clouded leopard), 2516 nucleotides. RefSeq names its product RAD51 paralog B (gene RAD51B). Bases 129 to 1262 code for a protein of 377 amino acids. Gene Ontology annotation, molecular function: ATP hydrolysis activity; ATP-dependent DNA damage sensor activity; DNA binding. Gene Ontology annotation, cellular component: Rad51B-Rad51C-Rad51D-XRCC2 complex. The transcript has 12 exons. Gene Ontology annotation, biological process: double-strand break repair via homologous recombination. NCBI's taxonomy places the organism in Eukaryota, Metazoa, Chordata, Mammalia, Carnivora, Felidae. The record is from RefSeq and is a predicted model, not a curated record.